Molecule: messenger RNA, 768 nt
Organism: Gymnogyps californianus (California condor)
Lineage: Eukaryota; Metazoa; Chordata; Aves; Accipitriformes; Cathartidae
Gene: DLX1
Product: distal-less homeobox 1
Exons: 3
Coding region: 1-768 (255 amino acids)
Biological process (GO): cell differentiation; negative regulation of transcription by RNA polymerase II; embryo development
Molecular function (GO): RNA polymerase II cis-regulatory region sequence-specific DNA binding; DNA-binding transcription factor activity, RNA polymerase II-specific
Source: RefSeq, a predicted model, not a curated record
AUGACCAUGACUACCAUGCCAGAGAGUCUAAAUAGCCCCGUCUCAGGGAAGGCUGUCUUUAUGGAGUUUGGGCCGCCCAGCCAGCAAAUGUCUCCUUCUCCCAUGUCCCACGGACACUAUUCCAUGCACUGUUUACACUCCGCGGGCCACUCUCAGCCUGACAGCUCGUACAGCACAGCUUCGUCCUUCUCCCGACCGCUGGGCUACCCCUAUGUGAACUCGGUCAGCAGCCACUCGACCAACCCCUACAUCAGUUCAGUGCAGUCCUACCCCAACAGCUCCAGCCUGACUCAGACCCGGUUAGAGGAGACAGGGGCCGAAUCGGAGAAAAGCACUGUGGUAGAAGGAGGGGAAGUUCGCUUUAAUGGGAAAGGGAAAAAAAUCCGCAAACCCAGGACUAUUUAUUCCAGUUUGCAGCUGCAGGCUUUGAACCGGAGGUUCCAGCAAACUCAGUACCUGGCUCUUCCCGAAAGAGCCGAGCUCGCAGCAUCUCUGGGACUCACCCAGACCCAGGUGAAGAUUUGGUUUCAGAACAAGCGCUCCAAAUUCAAGAAGCUGAUGAAGCAAGGAGGGGCCGCCCUGGAGAGCAGCGCCUUGACCAACGGCAGGGCUCUCUCGGGCAGCUCGCCCCCGGUGCCCCCGGUGUGGAAUACCACCUCCGCCUCCGGUAAGGCCUCGUCGGGGACCCCGGGCACCUACAUCCCCAGCUACACGUCGUGGUAUCCUUCGGCCCACCAAGAAGCUAUGCAGCAGCCGCAGCUGAUGUGA